This is a messenger RNA of Homarus americanus (American lobster), 5161 nucleotides long. Its product is annotated as ras-specific guanine nucleotide-releasing factor RalGPS2-like. Gene Ontology annotation, cellular component: plasma membrane. Gene Ontology annotation, molecular function: guanyl-nucleotide exchange factor activity. NCBI's taxonomy places the organism in Eukaryota, Metazoa, Arthropoda, Malacostraca, Decapoda, Nephropidae. The record is from RefSeq and is a predicted model, not a curated record. Gene Ontology annotation, biological process: positive regulation of GTPase activity; Ras protein signal transduction.
GUCCAGUUGUGGGGUGGUGCAUUAGUUUACUACCACAAAAGAGCCUCACUUCCCGAGGUCAGGAACGUGCGGACUUCAAAACUUCACCUUGUAAAUUGCAGCCUCUUGUUGGGCCGGGGGGGAAGCUAGUUCUUGUUGGCCCACCGUGCACAGUCCCAGCCUGAUGUGUUCCAGCUCUCGGACCCGGCAAAGGCAACAAUAUACAAGUUUCGGGCCCCAUCUGUGUCUGCUGCAAAGUCCUGGAUAUCUAACCUACAGCAAGCUCUCUCAGAAAAUAUACAGAGACCACCUGAGACUCUUGAAAAUCUUAUGACAUUUGAGUAAUCAAAGAAAUAAUCUGUUCUAACUCAAGAUUUUUAUUUUUAUUUGGGUCCAUAAAAGCAUCUUUCCCUUGAUUUAAAAAAAAAAAAAGAAUAACCUCAUUGAUAAGAUAAUUAGCUCGAUGUAAUUUAAUUAAUCGUGGGAGGAUAUACAAUAUGUUUAGUAAGGUGAUGUACUGGAGUGAAAAGUAGUGCAUAAGUAAAAGAUGAUACAGAACACAUGUGAAGGAUAAUUAAUUCUAUUGUGCGAGAAAAGAAAAACAAAGAAAUUGGUAAUUGAAUGAGGCUACUUCUAUUAUAGGAAAAAGAUGAUAAACACCACUCAAACACUUUUGUUCCCUGCACUAAACACUGUAGUGAGGAACUUGUGCUGUGUUAUGCUGAUGUUACCAUGAUCCAAUCCAUUCAUUUAAGAGUGUGAUAAAAAUGUCUUGUGUUUUUAAGUGAGGAGCAUGGAAGGAAUAAUUUUAUUACGCCAGUAUGUCUGCCACAGUUCUUGCCUUUCUCAGUGAUCCAGAAAUUGCGAUUUUUAAGUCUCUGAGGAUUAUUCUUGAAGGUCAUUCUACCCCAGCUAGCGUGACUCUUUGUGACUCAUUCCAGUCUGUAUAGCAGCUUUUAUUUCCUGAAUUUCUGAGCUUCGCUGUGAUUAUCUAGGUACCAUGAGCUCCUAGUCAAAAUAAGUCGACAAUGGUAAUGUAUGUACACGAGUGGCCUGUCGUCAUGUCCCCAUUAGCCACAAAUCGAGUACUUCCCGUACUGAUAUUAAUAUUUACCGAGUCAAGUGGUGUUUCAGAAGGUGGCCUCUUGUCCAUGCUGUGAAGGGUGCUUAGUCAAUACUAAUAUUAUCAGAUGAACAUAAAUCUAGUCUUUAAUACAGUCUGUACUGCCAAAGGAAAUGGGGUGAUUUAGUUUCUUUUACUUUAGAUAAAAAUAAAUGGGAUUGAGUGAUAUAUUUUAACAUGAAACUUGAGAAAUGCUUGGUUUGGAGAGUGUUUGGUUUGUCAUUGUUUCACAUUGGUAGAUAAUCCAUUGGUAAUUUCUUCCUUUGGAAUUCAUGCAAAAUUGUAUCUAAUUCUUGGUUAUCAGUGAGAAUUUAUUAUUUUAAAUUCCAUAUGUGGUAUUUGUAAGUUUGCUGGGGACAUCUCCCUCAGGAAUUAUCAUAAUCUUUAAACAGACAAUAAUUAUGAAUAACUGGUAAAGUAUCUUUCAUAUAAAAAAGUGGUUGGUGAUAUUUUAUUUUAUUUUAUAUAUUUAUAUAUAUAUAUAUAUAUAUAUUUUUUUUUUAUGGAUAGUACCACUUAAAGCAUGGGCUUACCCAAAGUGUGUGUUGCUAUUUUUCCCCCCAAAGCCAGGUUUAUUUGACACAAGGUGUGACGAUAUCAUCAAAGUCCCUCCCCUUCCUAGUUUUCUGAACACAGUAGUGAGAGGGGAUUAUAGCCUAGAUAUUUGGAAAUAGAUCAGCAUGUAGGAGUUUCAGUACAUUCUGUUUACUCUCACUAAAAUCCAAGCUUUUUAAAAUAGAAAAUAUUGAAGGUAAGUAAAAUAAUUUUAAAUUGUAUUUAAAUUCUCAUGUAAGUUGGAUACUGGUGCGAGUACAUGUAACUUUGUAGGUAUUGUGAAUGAAUGUAAUGUUAGGUGGUUCGUUGCUGCCUCUGCUCACGUUUAUAUGGUCGUGUGAUUGUGUCUGUCCUACACUGCAUCUGCACACCAAUACCAAAAUUUUAAAUCAUUACAGUGGCUUUUAUGUAAAUAGGUACAGGUUGCUUCCAGGUUUUUAUGUCCUUACUGGCAUUGGGAGAAGCUAAAACAAUACUGUAAAUUCAAAUUUACACCCAGUGAAGCAUUCCUUAUUCAUUUCACAUGAGCACACUAUAGACUUGCAACUUCCAAAUGUAAAAUAUAUUUGCUUCAAAAUAUUUUCAAUUAAAAAAAGUGCUGCAUUUAAUUUUCUAUAUAAUGUGGGACAUAGAAUACAUGACAGCAGUGUUCUUAUGUGAAUGGAUCCUGUAAGGAAUCUUUUACACUAUUAUGAACACUAUAGAUGUCUUUGUGGAAUAUUGAAAAAUUUUCUGGAUUUCAUAUUUAGACAACCAAAGCAUUAAUCUGAUUAGCAUUUUUUUUAGUUGCAUGACAUUAAAAAAUUUAAAUUGAUUACUUUUCAAUAAGUGAAGAAAUGUACAAUCCCUCCCCAAAAAUAUCAUUAGAUUUUCUGUUGCUGCAAUUUGAAACGCAAGAUGAAAUGCUUUGAUAUGAUCAUAAGUUGUUAUGCCUGCUCACCAUAUCAGCAACAGUUAGAGAUGGGGUAAGGAUUGUGGGGAGGGAAUCGUCCUUGUAUGGCACACUAGAUGCUUCAAUGUAACAAGAAAUCCAUUCAGCCAUAUUAAUACAAGUAUAUGUAUCGUUCGAAAACAUUUAUACUCACGCUCGGAGGUAGUGGAUGUAGAAUUACCAACAGUUCAGAAACAAGUCGAGUAACAUUACUCGUAAAGCCUCAGAUCACAUCAAUCACAUGACUAACAAUACUUUUUGGUGGGGACUGUACAUAAUGUUCUAAUCUAUUGAAGUGAUUUGUCAUUGAUUUUUUUUUUCUAAAAAAAUAACUUAUUUCUGUUGUCACUAACCUAGAUUAAGCCUUUCAAAAAAAACACUUUGAAUGUAUCAUUAAUGGCACAUCCAUCUACACAUGCAUACCUUAUGUUUACAAACUCCAUUACUACUUUUGAUGUCAUUUCCCUUGUUUUUUAUUGUCAUUAACUCAGUUUUAUUUUGAUUCAUCUGAUAACUUACAUUUUUUUUACUACACUGGCACAAAUCAGUUCUUAACAAAAAUUCAUCCCAGCUGCAUCCACUUUCUUGACUAACAUCUCCACACACAUUGAUGGAUGUCCUUGGUGAUGUCAGUAUUUUUUAUUAGUUUAAUGCAUAAAAGAAAUGUUUUCCAAUGUUAUAGAAAAGAUAUCUCUCAUAAGAAUUGUGUAUAAGUUGAAGAUGAUUAUAAUGUGUUCAAGAGUUUGACAAAGUAAAUAGUUUGCCAGUUAUAAAUUACAUUCAAGUUAUUUACCACACAUAUCUUGCUAAAGUUGGAAUGUGAUAUAAGCACAUAUGACCAUUUGACUUUUGGUGGAGUGUCAGCCAAGUAUUAAGCUGUAUCCUGCAGUGGAUUGUAAUACUGUAUUGUUCACAGUUCAUUUCUUGAGUACCUUGUCUAUCAAUCCCAAAGCACAUGUUCUUAAAACCAAAGAUUAGGGUCAAAAAGUAAUUUAUUGAAACAGAAGUACACAUGGUCGCAUUGUUCUUGUAUGUUUACACACUGUAAUUGAUUUUAGGCUGUGAAAUAUAUGAUGUAUAAGUUUUGAUGUGCAUCCAUCACUUGUACUUGUGCAUGGCAGUCAUGGAGGAACUGCAUGCAUUAGAUAUUCCUAAAUAGUGUUUAAGCUGAUUUCCCAGAAACCUCUGAAUUUUAGAGGUCUGAAAUUAUCAGCAGUUAUCAGAUUCUUUUUAGCAUUUUAAAGAAAAGUUCUUCAUAUAUAUAUAUAUAUGUUGUAAAUAAAGCUUAAGAUGCAAAGAAAAUGCUAAAAAAAUCUGAAGAUUCCUGAUAAGUCUCAAAUACUCAUUCCAAACUGUAAUGGAAGCCUCUAUUAUAGAGGUACCAGAAUUCAGUAUUAUUCAAGCUUAUAAUUAACACACACCUUUUGUAUAUACAGUAUUUGCCUCGAUUGUUUUCACAAGACAAGUGUCAAUGUUUAUAUUGUAGUAAAUGAAACACAAGCUCGGAGAGAGAACUUUAUUUCUAAUUUUUCAUCACAGACUUUAUCAAAGGAAUGAACACUGUACACCUAACAAUUGUAAAGAAGAUUCAUGCCCAAACUCAUCCUCUCGUUGGUCUGUUUUCACUCGCCUAUUUAACCAAUUAUGUGUUGCCACUGCAGUGUAGGAAGCAUCUCCAGGUUUUUGAAAGAAUCUACCAUGAAGUUAGUCGUGACACCAGGGAUGAAGACAUGGUUAAGAAGAAAGAAAACCAAAGGAAGACAAAAUGCUUUGCAGGAUACCACGGUUAGCACGUGACUUGUAUGAAGUCUUAUAACAGUGAGAUGAGCAGAGGGACUGGCUGCUGUGAGCACAUCACUGACAUCAGAUGACAUCUAAUGGAUUUUGUUAGCUGCUUGAUGAAGUAUGACAUCUGCUAAGGUAGGAGGAGGCCAGCAUACUUCAUAAAGACAUGAACAGGAAGAAAAUAGAAACGGCAUACAUCACACUAAAACUAAAUAUUAAAAAAAACAAGAAGUAUGGCCUGAGUCCUGAACUUUGGCAAUAAGUACAUAGUCAAAUAGGUGAGAGAAAACAGACUAAUGGCAGGAUGAGCUUGAGUGCAGGAUCUUCUUUAUAAGCACAUUGUGUACUCCUGUAUUCAUUCCUUUGAUAAAGUCCUUCAUGACAAAACAUGAGGAAUAAAGAUGUUGAAGUCUGUACUUCCUUUGCUACCAUAUAAUCAUCUGUUCAAAUGAAUCAUAUUCAAGUGUCAAUGUAUAGAAAUUGUCCAAGCUCAGAACACAACAAUAAAUGUGUUGGUAUGGUAUUGCUUCCAGUAAGUUGCUAUACAAAAAAUUUUAGCUUUAGCAAUUCAGAGGAAAUACUGUGGAAGAAGGUUACACGAGAUUUGUCCCUUGUAUUAUAUGCUGUGUGAUUCUAUGAGCAAAUGUAAAAAUCUUAAAUCUUGGUUUCCAGAUAACAGUCCAAGCUGAGAUGUUAGUGAACUGUCAACACUUUCAUAAAUGAGUGCUCUUAUGUUUGUAGCAAUAAAACAUUAAUCUUUGUGCAUAUUAAAAAUGUUAUUUUCAUGA